CGUGGGUAACCUUUCACCUGUGGAGAGUGUAUUCUAUGUAGCCAGCGAUCGGCACCUGUCAAAAUAUACUGUACUAUCAGUAAAAAAGAUCUACACAGCGUGAUUUGUUCUAUGUGGGUGGCUUAUGGCCAUGGAAGACCUAAAGGCUAAAGUUUUCCUCCGGCUUGGAGCACUAUGAGGCAGCCAUAUUGCUCUGGGAGAGCCUCUCUCUGGCACCAGCAGUUCCGUUUCUCCACAGCUUUUGUCUACCAGCAGCCCGCAUUUCAAAAAUGGCAUCCAGCUACCCACCUCCGUUCGAGGAACAGGGGGAGGUGAGGGAAGGCUUUCUCUGUCCGCUGUGCCUGAAGGACCUGCAGUCCUUCUACCAGCUCCAGGCACACUAUGAGGACGAGCACUCUGGGGAAGACAGGGACGUCAAGGGACAGAUAAAAAGUCUGGUGCAGAAAGCCAAGAAAGCCAAAGACAAGCUCCUGAAGCGGGAUGGGGAAGACCGAGCUGAAUCUGGGAGCUAUGAGUCUUUCUACUAUGGAGGAGUUGAUCCAUAUAUGUGGGAACCCCAAGAACUGGGUGCAACCAGAUGUCACCUAGAAAGCUUCAAGAAACACAGAGCUGCACGAAUUGACCACUACGUUAUUGAAGUAAAUAAAUUAAUAAUCAGAUUGGAAAAGUUAACAUCAUUCGAUAGGACCAAUGCAGAUGCUGCCACAAUUAGAGCAAUUGAAAAGUCUGUUGUUUCGUGGGUAAAUGAUCAAGAUGUGCCAUUCUGCCCUGACUGUGGCAACAAGUUCAACAUUCGAAACAGACGCCACCACUGCCGUCUCUGUGGAUCCAUCAUGUGCAAGAAGUGCAUGGAGUUUGUAACCCUACCCCUGGCACACAAGCUAACAAGCGGCACCAGGGAGGCCCUGUGUGCCCCAGGUAGCCCCGGCCAGUCAUCCAGUGUCAGCGUGCAGAGCUCCCGCCGUGGAAGCAUCAGCAGCCUGAGUAGCGUGAGCUCGGUGCUGGAGGAGAAGGACGAAGACCGUAUCCGUUGCUGUCGCCACUGCAUGGACGUGCUUCUGAAGCGCCAGCAGAAGCUGGAAGAGAAGGACCACGUGCCUGAUAUCGUCAAGCUCUAUGAGAAACUGAGAAUUUGCAUUGAGAAAGUGGAUCAGAAGGCUCCUGAGUAUAUAAAAAUGGCAGAAUCAUUAAAUGCUGGGGAGACAACCUACAAUUUAGAGCAUGCCAAUGGCCUCAGGCUGGAGGUCCAGAAGUACUAUGAGCUGAUAGAUGCACUAAGUAAGAAAAUUCUCACACUAGGCAUGAAUGAGGAGCCAAAGCCACAUCCGAAGACCCAGCAGCUACAGCGGAUGAUUAGAUACUCAGCCACACUCUUUGUACAGGAAAAAUUGCUGGGGCUGAUGUCCCUGCCUACAAAAGAAAAAUACGACGAGCUGAAGGAGAAACGGAAACUGGAGAUGGAGAGGAAGUUGCAGCUGGAGAGACAGGCUGCGCUUGAGACACAAAAAAGGAGAGCCGAAGAAAAGCCCCGAGAUCAGUUCCGUCUGGGUGCCAGCACCAACGGCGAAGCCACGCCAUUGCCCAAGCCCUCCAUGACCAAAGCGAGUGGAUGGCUGCCCAACUCCAGCAUGCUGCACACCCAGGAGAUCAAGGAUCCUCUCCUCCAGCAAAUAGACAACAUCAAAUCCUUCAUCCGCCAGGCCAAAGCGGCUAAUAAGGUAGACGAAGUCAACAUGCUGGAGGAGAACCUCCGUCAGCUGCAGGACGAGUACGACCAGCAGCAGACCAUGCUGGCGAUCAGGCUGUCUAAGCAGAUGGCCGAAGAGGAGGCCCUGCAGCAGAAGCAGCUCCAGGUCCUGGAAGAGAAGGAAUGGGAGCGAGAGCACUGUAAGGCAUCGCAACACAUGCGAACACGCUCUUUAGAUUUUCGGGAGGCCUCGCCCUUUCAGGGAGAGGAUUCUGGGAAACAUGCCACAGACAGUGAAGGCUUAGGUGCCGCCACGACAAAGAUCAGCCCCUUAUCCAAAACGCAGUCCAUGAAAGCUUUCCAUCACCUUCCUAGCCGGGAAAAGACUCCUCCUCUGCCGCAGCAGGAUGAACUGAGAUACCGUUCAAAACCAGAACAGAACAAGGCUGCUACCUCUUUAAACCCGUUCGAAGAUGAAGACUCCACGCCCAUUGAAGAUGACCCCUCGAACCCUUUCGCCGAAGAAAUUUCAAAAGAACAGUCCGCCUCAGUAAGGAAGCUUCCGAACGGUGAAAAGGAAUACAACCCAUUUGAAGACGAGGAGGAGGAGGUGGGACCCAGUGGCCACAGUGAGAUCAAGGGGUACCUGAACCCAUUCGACGAGGAGGACAACGGCAAUCCUUUCAGCGAAGCAAGAAACAGUGCGCCCGCACCAGUCGCCGAGAGCGCAUCCACCAACCCCUUUGACACCGAUGAAGCUAUUGAUGAAAACGUCAUUGAGGAAGAGCUGCUGAUCCAGCAGAUUGAUAAUAUCAGAGCGUACAUUUUUGAUGCCAAGCAGAGUGGCCGGGCCGACGAAGUGGAAUUGCUGUCGGAGAACCUACGAGAACUACAGCGCACUCUGCAAGAGCAGAAAAGAAAAACGCACUGAUUUGUUUUGUGUGUGUAUACGUCUGGAAGGGUGGGGGAUCAGUCCUAUACUGUUUUUUGUCUCAUACACCAAUGUACUUGAGUGUAUUAUCAUCUGCAGACCUUUCUGUUGACGUUUGCCACAAAAAGCACAAUAUUGGAAAAAGUACUCCAAAUUCUUUCUUCAAUUAGUAAAAUUACUUAAAUUUGAACACUGAUUAUUAUUCUGUUUACGGCUUUAUACUUUGAUUUCCUUCACAUUCAGUGACUUAAAUUUCAUUCUUGAGAAGUGGGCACACACCAUAAGAAUGGUCAUUUAGGCAGGGGAGUGUUUUAUACUAAAUAUCGCAUUUCAGAACUGAAAAACGACUACGUGAAUGAUUGUUUUAUAAUUUUAGGAAUGUCUUAAUAGCAUACACAGAAAAUGUCUUGCGGAAUACUUGGAAACUCCAUUUAAAAAAAUCAAAUCAAGCCAGAAGCUAGCCAAAACUAUUGUAUAUUUAAAGAUGUAAAUGUUGCCGGAUGAUUGGCAAAAUAUUAAAAACUCUGUACCACUGCUUCUAUUGCUGUGAAGUAUUAGCUACCUUUUAUUUACAAUGAUGCCAUCAGUAAUAUUUUGGUUUCACUACCUAUAGGUUUAGCUCCAUCUUAAAACAAUCUGUUUCACUUUAGCGAAGCAUUUAUUUUCUUCUAGUGCCGUCUAUUCUGCUUUGUCCCUUUUCAUUAAUCUACAUUAGGUUAGCUGUAUGGAUGAAAUUCAAGAAGGCAACUGUCCAGUCUGCCACAAUCUGUAUGUAGUGAAAACUGAAUUAUUAAGAUGGUUCUCUGUAAUCAGGUGCCUUGACUGUUACCUGCUAGCAGUGUGACGGCCCUCUGAGUGAUGUUUUGUCAGUUUUUGUCAAAAUCAUUUUAAACCAAACAUGGCCCAGUAUGGCUCCCUUCAUUCACCUCAAUAAAUCAGUAAUUUGUCCAUAAAAAUACAUAAUUUCUCUGGCUUCUUUAGCUUUGUCCUUUAGUUUUUAAUUACAAAGAAUUCACUCAUUCAUGGGUAGAUUCCUUAAUCUGUAGAGACAAAUUCCAUUAAAAAAAGGGAGUACUUUUCCCAGGACUUCAUAUUGCCACCUGCUUUGUCAUUUCCAUUGUAUUGGAAUCAGAUUAGCUCACCUUCUGUAAUAAAAUUUCCCAAUACCUCCACUGGAAGCACAAGUUUGUGUUAUAGAAGAAGUGUUGGAAAAAUGGAGCCGCAGAAUUAUGGAACUAGUAAACGGUUAAUUUUUUUUAAUAUAUAUAAGAUCUUUCUCUUCAGCCUAACUUUUUAAAACAUAUGUAGUAAAACUGACUUUUUUCUUGUUUUAAAACUGUAACACUAACCAAAAAAGUAUUAUGGAUAUCAGUGAUACAUCUUGAAAACAUUCUUUAGACAUUAGAAUUUGUUAAUAAGGCUUUGUUUUUAGACCGCUAUUAUGCAGUUUAGCUUUUUGAGACCUUGUUUAAACCAAGCUGACAUGAAUCAUAUCCAGUACAGUACUGUAUGUACACUAUCAACAAUUACCACUAAAGAAAAGCUAUAGACUAUAAACAGUACACAUUGUAAACGCUUGUGUUAAAUGUUGAAGAUUAAUAAUGUAGCUUUGAAUAUAUUGCCUGUGCUCCUUUCAUGAUUGGGAGUUGAUGUCAUUCUGCACUAAUAAAACUGGCUUCUGC
Lepisosteus oculatus (spotted gar) is the source of this 4300-nucleotide messenger RNA. RefSeq names its product rabenosyn-5. Gene Ontology annotation, molecular function: metal ion binding. NCBI's taxonomy places the organism in Eukaryota, Metazoa, Chordata, Actinopteri, Semionotiformes, Lepisosteidae. The record is from RefSeq and is a predicted model, not a curated record.